Messenger RNA from Melospiza melodia melodia, 1217 nucleotides. RefSeq names its product C-type lectin domain family 4 member E-like. The transcript has 6 exons. The record is from RefSeq and is a predicted model, not a curated record. Bases 64 to 756 code for a protein of 230 amino acids. Lineage: Eukaryota; Metazoa; Chordata; Aves; Passeriformes; Passerellidae.
GAAGGCUGUUUGUGCCCACACUGGUAACAGGGACCCUUGGAGAAGAGUGAUCCUCCUACAGAGAUGAUGAAUGGCCAAGGGAGAGUCAGUCCUGGAAGUGCAGCCCCAGCAGAAGAGAGAGGCUGCUCCUGGCUGAAGAUCUGGGUCUUCCUUAUUUUUGCCCUUGCAAUCAAAGCUGCCAUUGGGACCUUGUGCCUCUUGUUUGUGCUGUACCCUGGUUUCAGGAGCUGCAGCUUGGUUCCCUUCUGCCACAGCAGUGACCAGCCCUCAGCCCUGCAGCAGCAGUUCUCGGAGUGGGAGUGCGACUCAGCGGUGCCACAAGGCACAGACCGAGGCUGGAUGUGCUGCCCAAAGGGCUGGAGAAGGUUUCAAGGAAGCUGCUAUUUCCUGUCCCCUGACAUGAUGUCAUGGGAUGAGAGUGCACGGAACUGCACUGGGAUGGGCUCCCAGCUGGUGGUGAUCACCAGCAAGGCAGAGCAGGAAUUUCUCUCUGAGCAGAUAAGUCAAUCUAAACAACCUAAACCAGACAAUUUCUACAUUGGACUGUUUGCAGAGCAGGAGGGCCAGUGGCAGUGGGUGGACAAGACUCCCUACAAUGGGACAGCAGCGUUCUGGAGAAAAGGAGAACCAAAUUAUUUAGAUGGUGAAAAUUGCACCGUAAUUCAUGUGCCUACACCAACUCCCAACAACUGGAAUGACGUCAUAUCAAAUUUGGAGUGUCAUCGAAUUUGUGAAGCUGCAGCAGUAACUGUGUGAUGGAAAUGCCCCUGUUCUGAGUGAAGCUGGGAGCUCAGCAGGGAGCUGGGAACAGCUCUGGCUGUGCUGGGAAGGGUGGGGAGCUCUGACACAUCUUCACUGUUUGGGGUGGGACCACGUGUGUGGAAAUGAAAUGAGCUUUGUCCAGCAUCCCCAGUGCAUGUGCUGGCUCAGGGAACACAGGGAGGCUCAGGCUCUUUGGAGCAUCUCCUGUGUUCUUGAGUCCUCUUCUCUCUAUGUGGUUCCAGCAGCCUCUGGCUGAAAAGAGAUGGACUUCUCCAGGAGGAAGGCGCUGGAAUAGAAGGCAGAUAUCCUGAGAUUCAAUGUCCUCUGUCUCCUUGAGCAGAGCUGUUUGCUUUUUGUUGAGUCACACACAAAAUGUCCUCUAGCUGUACUGGUUUUGCUGAACAAAUUCUGAAAUCUUAGACAAGAGAAAAUACAGUAUCGGACUAAUGAAGAAA